Mesorhabditis belari is the source of this 1941-nucleotide messenger RNA. Lineage: Eukaryota; Metazoa; Nematoda; Chromadorea; Rhabditida; Rhabditidae. The record is from the annotation of a GenBank genome assembly.
AUGGAAGAAACCUCACUGUAUCGACGUCGAAAUCGAGCCAAAGAUCUCCAGCAGGAAUCACGUGAGGAUAGCACCGAUUUUCACAUUGGAAGCGAGGAAGAACAUGAAAACCGCGGUUUGUUGCUUAAAAGGCCCUCGAAAGUUACGGUAAACGAAAAUCUGACGAUACUGGUAGAUGAAGAAAAUGUUCUAGACGCUCCGACUACCAGUCACUCUCAGGAACGGCUUUUGCACGAAGGAAAGAAAAAGGAAGAAUUACCAAAUGUCGGCUUUUUCUCGUACUUUUGGUCGGAACUAACGAGGGGAUAUUCGCUGGACAGUGACCAGGCACGAUAUACCGAAAAACGCCGCAAAGUCUACGCGUUCUUUCGAAUACCUUACGAGCUCGAAAAGUUUAUCUUCUUUGGAAUGCUGCAAUGUAUUGAUGCCUUCUUUUACCUUUUUACCUUUUUGCCAAUUCGAUUCAUACUUUCACUGUUGGGAUUAAUUUUUCGAUUACGCCGUUUGACAGCAGCGGAAAUUUGUGACAUUUUGAAAGUAGGCAUUAUUCUCUUCUCUUCGUAUGCAAUGCAAUAUAUUGAUACGUCUAUGGUCUAUCAUCAGGUUCGAGGACAGGGUGUGAUCAAACUCUACAUGUUUUUCAAUAUGCUGGAAGUUGCCGACAAGCUUUUCAGCAGUUUAGGACAAGAUGUGUUGGACUCUCUUUUCUGGACCGCAAAUGAGCCAAAGAGCAUUCGCAAUUUUUUCUGGACGCUGCUUCAUUUCUUUUUUGCCGUCGGUUACGCGAUCUCACACACUUUCCUGGUUCUUUUACAGGCGACAACGCUGAACGUCGCUUUCAAUUCACAUAAUCAAUCUCUUUUGAUGAUUAUGAUGAGCAACAACUUUGUUGAGAUCAAAGGAUCGGUUUUCAAAAAGUUCGCAAAGGCAAAUCUCUUUCAAAUGAGUUGCAGUGAUGUUCGCGAACGAUUCCACAUCAUUGCUCUACUCGUUGUUGUUCUGCUAAGAAACAUGAUGGCGGUGAAUUGGAGUAUCGAUCAUUUCUCUGAAAUGCUUCCCGAUUUGGCGAUAAUCUGGGUUGCCGAGCUACUUGUUGACUAUCUAAAACAUGGUUUUAUAACCAAGUUCAACGAAAUUAAUGCGGAUGUUUAUAAAGAUUUUACCUUAACAUUGGCUUUUGAUGUGGUAAAAAGUCGAGGAGAAGCUGCUUAUUCGGAUUACUCAGAUCAGGUUUCUCGUCGAAUGGGCUUCAUUCCGAUUCCUCUCUCAAUAAUGAUCAUUCGAGUCAUCAGUCAAACGUUCUCCUUCAACAACGUGUCGAGCAUUUUGGUUCUCUGCUUAGUUUGGCUCCUGCUCGUCGUUCUGAAAGUUUUCAAUGGUGUAUUGAUGCUAAGAAAAGCCUGCCAAUACGUGAGCACUUAUCGAGAUCUUCAAGCAAGGGCGGAAAUGAAUCUAUUCAGAAAACGACUUGUCGAGAAAAAGAGUCGCAGUGCUCCGAGUAGCCCAAAGAUUAGUAUUAUUGAUUUCAAUGACGUUUUGCAUCAAGCUCCUGGAAUUAAUGGACCAACGAUGACCGAAGUGAUUUCACAACUGGAAAAUCUCAAGCUUGAAAAUCGCUCAUUUGUCACCCCGAAGAUCACUGCGGAAGAACGAACACCAAGACGAGCAAAAAGCUUUGUUAAUUUGUCCAGAUCUCGCCGAGAUACAAGUGAACCUCCAGCUGGCCUUACCGAUUCAGAUGCGGAGUGCAAAGCACGAGAAAGCGUCGAUGAAUGGGAUCGAAAUGAGAGGGAAGACUCUGGGCAAGCAAGUCCGAAGAAAAAGGUUAAAGAAGAAAAGCCAACAAAUACGACGGUGCCUGGCGGUGAUUCGGAAACACUGUUGAGUGACGUCACUGCAUACAAAAUGCUACAACCGGAUCAAGGUGUCGAGCGAAUAGAA